UGGUGUCACUGCCCUGCAGUUCCCUCACAGUUCGCACAGAGCAUCGGUAAAGUCGGGGGAGGCCCUGUAUUUGACUUCAGCGUUUUAUUCUUUUGCGAUCAAAUGAAGAUGGACUCUGGUCUGGUUUGGUCAAGCGUCGUUAUAAGUUAAAUUAAACGGGUUAUUUUCGCUUUGCCGCUCCGUUUUUCGAAGAAUGCAACUCUUAACGUUCGUCUUAGCCGGCUAGCUAACGGACGAGCUAGCAGCCCGUGUUGUUGUUUGGAUUAUUUACUAAAGCGAGAGAGUCUGACUGCUAGAUAUACCGAAUACUAUUUUUACAUUUAAGUGCAGUCGGGAAUACAAUUCACAAGGCAGAGAGAUACAUCGGUACCAUCUCCCCAAGUUGGAAUACAAGCUAGCUAGUUAGCCUGCGCUAACGUCAAACAGCAACUGGCUAGCUUAAGCUAGCUCUCCGGGGACCAUCCGGUCUGUCCCCUGGACCCCGAAUAGCAGAAAGCAUCUGGGGAGCUGCUCAAGCUCUCGGUGAACCAGAUCCAAAUGCGUGGUAUGAUGGGAACCCAAAGCAGUCCCGUCAAGAGCUACGAUUACCUCUUGAAAUUUCUUCUUGUGGGAGACAGUGACGUAGGAAAAGGAGAGAUCUUGGAGAGUUUGCAGGACGGAUCUGUCGAGUCUCCAUACGCCUACAGCAGUGGGAUCGACUACAAAACCACCACUAUUCUGUUGGACGGUAGGAGGGUGAAACUGGAGCUGUGGGACACAUCCGGGCAAGGCAGGUUCUGCACCAUCUUCAGGUCUUACUCUCGUGGAGCACAGGGCAUCCUGCUGGUAUACGACAUCACUAACGGCUGGUCGUUUGAUGGGAUUGAUCGUUGGAUCCGGGAGAUUGAUGAGCAUGCCCCAGGCGUUCCCAGGAUCCUUGUAGGAAACCGGCUUCACCUGGCGUUUAAGCGGCAAGUACCCACAGAGCAGGCGAGGGCUUACGCUGAAAAGAACAGCAUGACCUUUUUUGAGGUCAGUCCUCUCUGCAACUUCAACGUCAUCGAGUCCUUCACGGAGCUGUCACGCAUCGUGUUGAUGAGGCACGGCAUGGAGAAGUUCUGGCGGCCCAACAGAGUCUUCAGCCUGCAGGACCUGUGCUGCCGGUCGAUCGUCUCCUGCACGCCGGUCCACCUCAUCGACAAGCUGCCGCUCCCUGUCGCCAUCAAGUCCCACCUCAAGUCCUUCUCCAUGGCCAACGGCAUGAACGCCGUCAUGAUGCACGGACGCUCGUACUCGGUCGCCAACAGCACAGCCUCCGGCGGCGGCGGCAGCAGCAAAGCCAACAGCCUCAAACGCUCAAAGUCCUUCAAAAGCCCCCAGAGUCCUCCAAAGUACACCUCCUCUUCCUCCUCCUCCUCCUCUUCCGCCUCCUCCUCCAAGGGCAACUGUAAGAUCUCAUAGUGACGGCGUGCAGCGAUAUUUGCCCCCUCCUGCCCCUCCAGCGCGCCGACAUUAAAGCUGUUGCUCUAAGAGAUCAGAAGAGGGCCAUCUGGAGCUGCCAGCUGUUAGAAAUGGAUACAGAUGUGAACUCAUUUGAUGUUUGGGAACGAAGCUGGAAUCACAGACUGGUCCCCCCCCCCACUCCAUGUCCGGUUACCUGUUCCAUGUUAACUAAACGAUGGUUUCCUGGGGACCAGCUAAUGUGAACGGAGGGUCGUCGCUCACCAGUCAACACUACGGAUGAUUCCCUACUGUAAGGAAAAAACGGACGAUUGUUUAUUGCUUAUUUAAAGCUGGACUUGAAGUUCUGCGUGUAUUUCCACGUGUUUGUGACGUGGCGAUUUUAACGGGGAGGAGCUUCUCGUGUUUUUUUUUU
Fundulus heteroclitus (mummichog) is the source of this 1855-nucleotide messenger RNA. Its product is annotated as ras-related protein Rab-40C. NCBI's taxonomy places the organism in Eukaryota, Metazoa, Chordata, Actinopteri, Cyprinodontiformes, Fundulidae. Gene Ontology annotation, biological process: protein localization to plasma membrane; intracellular signal transduction. The transcript is spliced from 6 exons. Gene Ontology annotation, cellular component: synaptic vesicle; plasma membrane; endosome. The coding region runs from base 538 to 1440 and encodes 300 amino acids. The record is from RefSeq and is a predicted model, not a curated record. Gene Ontology annotation, molecular function: GTPase activity; GTP binding.